Messenger RNA from Cuscuta epithymum, 860 nucleotides. The record is from the annotation of a GenBank genome assembly. Lineage: Eukaryota; Viridiplantae; Streptophyta; Magnoliopsida; Solanales; Convolvulaceae.
CACGAAUUGAAGUAUAAAUAUCAUUCUCGUAUCGAUCAAUUCCCAGGUCAGCGUCCUAGGUAGAUAGCUAGUUAAAACAUAUAUAUACUCCUAGCUGCUAUAUCUAUCUGAUAUUCAUUCUACUACGUACGUACGAUAAUUAAAGAAAGAGGGAAAUACGUGGGGGGUAGCGAUGGAUCGAUCAGUACGUUUGGCGGUGUUGGUGCUGUGCGGUUUUUAUGUGGAUGCGGCGGCGGCAUCCGGUGGCAGACGACUGCUGCAGCAGAUUGAUGCGCUGGCCGCGGGAUAUACAUAUAUCCACCAUCCUCUCUUACUAGCCGCCAAUUCCCAGAUCACGCAGGAUAAUGCACGAGUGAAUAAACAACAGGCGGCGCCGCCCAACAACAAAAUGCAUCAUCAUCACGAUACAGGUGAACUUGAAGGCGCAACAAUCAUAUUUUCGAUCCAUGAAUAUUCGCAACAAGAACAUCAAAUCAAGGGAUCACGUUCAACGUUAGACCUAUCGGCGGCAUCUAAGGAAGAAGAAAAGGUGAUGAUGAAGAAAAAGAAGAAAGAGGGGCGGGGAGGUGUGGAAGAGGUUUUGGGUAUGGACUACGCACAACCCCGCCGCAAUCCGCCCAUCCACAACAGACUACGUCCAUAACUCAUCCGCCCAGUUUUAAUUUCGCUCAUCUACGGCAUGCAAUUUUUAUAGAAGAGAAGAUUGAUGUAUCAACUCCUUCCAUUUGAUCGAGUUUUUGAGCUAAUUAAUUAAUUAAUUAGUUUUUCUGGUUAGCUAGCUUAAUACAUGUGUACGCAGGACCGGUGCUGAUGCAAGGACUAGUUUAUUUAUAUGCGUAGUACUAGUUUUAUAACACGUG